Messenger RNA from Papaver somniferum (opium poppy), 666 nucleotides. Its product is annotated as trichohyalin-like. NCBI's taxonomy places the organism in Eukaryota, Viridiplantae, Streptophyta, Magnoliopsida, Ranunculales, Papaveraceae. The record is from RefSeq and is a predicted model, not a curated record. The coding region runs from base 1 to 666 and encodes 221 amino acids. The transcript is spliced from 2 exons.
AUGGAACGGCGAAGAGACGAGGAAGAGCGUGUGAUACGUCAAAACGAUGAUCUAAGAGAAAAGAAUCUUAGAUUGCAAGAACAUAGAUCAAGAAGCGUUACACGAUCAAGAUCUAGGAAAAGCAGAAGUUCAUCAAGACGAAGUCAAUCUAAUCAAAGAGAUGUUAGGCGAGAGCAACCUUUAGGUAAUAUUGAUGAGAACUUACAAGUAGGUGAUAAUUUACAAGAUCAACGCGAUAAUAAAAGCAUAGAAUAUGACCGAUAUGAUCAGCCGUGUGAACAUCAUCGCCGACAAGAAGGUCAAAGGAAUAAAAAAUGUCAAAAUGCAGGCGAACGAUAUCGCACGCACUAUGAGUCAGAUAAUGAUGAAGAAAAUGACCCAGAACAAGGGGGAAUUCUAUUGCAUGGUAGAGAAAUAUUGAGAGAUAAAUAUGCACGCGAAGAAGAGGAUGAAAUAAAUAAUGCUAUUCGUGAACGUAUGAGAGAUGAAAGAGAAAGGCGUAGGAGAAGAAGAGAAGAAGCUGAAGAAAGAGAGAUACAAGAGGCCAUGCGACAGAAUAAUCAUGAGAAUAGAUUGAGGCAAGAGAUAUUAAAAAGGCCUAUGCGACAGGACUUAGAUCAAAAUAUGAGUGAAGACAUUCUUAAAGAAAUGGUAGAACUAAGAUAA